AUGCAAUUUCCAUCGUCCACAAGUCGUGCUCUUAACACAAGACUGGGUCGAAAUAGAACAAUAUCAGAGUCUGCAGUAAUUCACGGAAAACAUGCCGCCACCACUCCUCUUGUUUUUGAACAAGAGCUGAGUAUAUCAGGCAAGCAACUACCAUCACAAGAAGUACCGCAAGCAAAGGAUGAAACGGUAAAGCCUACCCUCAUUGCGAACGAGACUUCUCUUGCUGAUCUUACGGAUGAGUUGAAGCUUCUCUCCUUGGAACAGCGCAUUCGCCGAAUUGAGUCGUUGGUUGGCACGUAUGAUCCAGCUCGACAGUCCAUUGCAGACGCUGUUGAAGAUAUACGGUAUGUUUGGAAACGUAUGCAGAUUAUUGGAGAUGUCUUACGUAGAUAUAAAAUGGACUAUCGAUGCAAUUUUCUUGGUCUCACGGCAAUGAUAGAGUUUGUCAUGCAGGUGUGCGGGCUGCCUGCUGUCAGUUUUCAAAAGAUUAUCGAGGUCGUCAUACGUAACGAGUCACGCCUUACGAGAGAAAUAGUUCGACAUUUGAACCAUGUCGAAGAGAGAGUGCUUGAAGAAUUGGCUUGGACCAAAGAUAGCGCUUUGUGGACGGCGUUAAGUCGAAAACCUGACAGCGUACCAACAUGUGAUGAAGCAUGGGGUAACCCAACAAGAAUAUUGGUUUUCAUUUACAUACUGCUCAACAAAAAACUAAUUCUCUGCGGAACUCCGUGGACGACCACCAACACACGCCCUCGCGUCGAGAACGUUUAG
Molecule: messenger RNA, 771 nt
Organism: Cylicocyclus nassatus
Lineage: Eukaryota; Metazoa; Nematoda; Chromadorea; Rhabditida; Strongylidae
Source: the annotation of a GenBank genome assembly